Molecule: messenger RNA, 1404 nt
Organism: Puccinia triticina
Lineage: Eukaryota; Fungi; Basidiomycota; Pucciniomycetes; Pucciniales; Pucciniaceae
Exons: 11
Coding region: 1-1404 (467 amino acids)
Source: RefSeq, a predicted model, not a curated record
AUGAUUUCGAGCCUUUCUCUUAGUUUCUGGUGCAAGCUGUCUAUCUUCUUUGGCCUUCAGGUAGUCCUAAUAACUCAAGCAACCGAUUCCCAACAGCCAUCCUUGGAGAAACGUAGCUUCCCGUUCAGUCCCGGGGCAGCAGCCGGAGCGGGAAGCAAUAGUGAAAAACCUCACGGGCCCCCAAAGGAUCCAUCCGAGACUCUCCCUGAGGAGUGCAAGCUCAAGCCACUGACACCACAAACUUGGGCCACCCUCCAGCUGGAUAACCAUCUGGAGAAAUACCCAGGCGGGGCUAACAUCACUCUAUCGCAAUAUGCCGCCUCCCAAGGAGUACCUAACUUUCAAUGUGGUAUAGGAAACUCAUGCAAUGCCGGGCAGCCUUGUUAUCCAGUCGCCCCACCUGAUUGGUACAUCUUGUUUGCCGUCCAGCAGUGGAACGUAAAGAUGAAUACCAUGCGAUUUGCGAUUGCUUAUGCCAUGAACUUCGUGAAAUCAACGAUGGCCACCUUAUUUGCAGCCUUGGUUCCGUCUAUCGACACAUACCAGCUCGACCGGAUGAAGUUGAACUUUGGGGUGAACGGAGCAAUGACAAUGUGUUCAAACACCGUCCUGCUUGAUCUCUUUAGUCUGUUCCACAACUUCCAGGACGCCACUGGAGACGCCCUCAAUAUCAUCAACAACAUUAUGGGCGCGGCGAUGUCUGUGGCUGGCGGAUUGCUCCCUUCCCCCGAUCCACCGGAGGGCCGCCAACGUGAGGGAUUCAACUUGUGGGCACACUUAGAGAAGCAGAUGACUGGAUAUGAGGAACUCCUGACGACCAAGCUUUCCAACGCCACUUCGAUUGUCGAGACUUCGGGUAUCAGUACCGAACAAGGGAUCUAUGGGCAGCUUCGCAACGGGAACUACAUCAAGCCAGUCAAGUCAAUCUUCCUUCCGAUCGUAGAGGACGACAUCAAGAACGUCACCAUUGCCAUAUCCCUCGUCAAGAUCUUGAGAACCCUGGACGCUUUUGUUACCAUUGGCCAAGAGGUCUGCAACAAAGACGGGAAGGAUGGAGCAUUUGAGGGCGACAAUGUAUUAUCAUAUUGCGACCGACAGGGCACAAUGUUUAAUAUUAUUCGAGUCAAAGAGAAAAAGGAAAGUAUGGAAUUCUCGAACGCUUGGGCAAUCGAGAACCGGUUCGGAUACUCGACUCAACUUCUGACGAACGCAUCAUGGACUUGUCAACAAAAGUACGGAGGAUUUGAGCCUUUCCCGUACAAAAACUUGACUUUGCCCCGAGAUGUCUUAGCCGACUGUAUAAUCAAUCUGCCAGUGUGUGACUGUCGUGAUCCCAAAAUCAAGAAACACAUUCGUAAGCAUGGCGUCAUCGAAGCGUGUCGGAAGGCUGGGCUGCCGAUCUGA